Messenger RNA from Nannospalax galili (Upper Galilee mountains blind mole rat), 2869 nucleotides. It is a transcript of the gene Mocs1, whose product is annotated as molybdenum cofactor synthesis 1. NCBI's taxonomy places the organism in Eukaryota, Metazoa, Chordata, Mammalia, Rodentia, Spalacidae. Gene Ontology annotation, molecular function: GTP 3',8'-cyclase activity; cyclic pyranopterin monophosphate synthase activity; 4 iron, 4 sulfur cluster binding. The record is from RefSeq and is a predicted model, not a curated record. The transcript has 11 exons. Gene Ontology annotation, biological process: Mo-molybdopterin cofactor biosynthetic process. Bases 75 to 1982 code for a protein of 635 amino acids.
UGACCCCUGCGCGAGGUCUGGGUUAGAGUGCUCGGAGCCCGGCUCCCCGCCCAGUGCUCCAGUCCGCGGGCUUCAUGGCGGCGCGGACAGUGUCCCGGAUACUGCUGGGGCUUGUGAGGUCCAGCGCCCGGGGCUGCAGCUCGGGGGCUCCGGUGACGCAGCCUAGCCCCGGGGAACCCUCGAGACCUUCCAGGGAGGAGCUGUCCACCAGGCUCCAGUUCCUCCGUGAGCACGCAGCUCCCUUCUCUGCUUUCCUCACCGACAGCUUUGGCCGGCAGCACAGCUACCUGCGGAUCUCCCUCACCGAGAAGUGCAACCUCCGAUGCCAGUAUUGCAUGCCAGAGGAGGGUGUCCCCCUGACCCCCAAGGCUGACCUGCUGACCACAGAGGAGAUCUUGACCCUCGCUCGGCUCUUUGUGAAGGAAGGUGUGGACAAGAUCCGGCUUACAGGCGGGGAGCCGCUCAUCCGGCCAGAUGUGGUGGACAUUGUGGGCCAACUGCAUCAGCUGGAAGGGCUGAGAACCAUCGGUGUCACCACCAAUGGCAUCAACUUGGCCUGGCUGCUGCCGAAGCUUCAGCAGGCAGGGCUUAGUGCCAUCAACAUCAGCCUGGACACACUGGUGCCUGCCAAGUUUGAGUUCAUCGUCCGAAGGAAAGGUUUCCACAAGGUCAUGGAAGGCAUCCACAAGGCCAUCGAACUGGGCUACAACCCUGUGAAGGUGAACUGUGUGGUGAUGCGAGGCCUGAACGAGGACGAGCUCCUGAACUUUGUGGCGUUGACUGAGGGCCUCCCCCUGGAUGUGCGCUUCAUCGAGUACAUGCCUUUUGAUGGCAACAAGUGGAACUUCAAGAAGAUGGUCAGCUACAAGGAGAUGCUGGACACCAUUAGACAGCAGUGGCCAGGCCUGGUGAAGCUGCCAGAGGAGGAAUCCAGCACAGCCAAGGCCUAUAAGAUCCCUGGCUUCCGGGGUCAGAUCAGCUUCAUCACAUCUAUGUCGGAGCAUUUCUGUGGAACCUGUAACAGGCUACGCAUCACAGCUGAUGGGAACCUCAAGGUCUGCCUCUUUGGGAACUCCGAGGUGUCUCUGCGGGACCACCUGCGGGCAGGGGCCUCUGAGGAAGAGCUAUUGAGAAUCAUUGGAGCAGCGGUAGGCAGGAAGAAGCGACAGCAUGCUGGCAUGUUCAGUAUUGCCCAGAUGAAGAACCGGCCCAUGAUCCUCAUCGGGAUAUUUUUGAUGCUUCAAGAGUCCCCACCAGCCAGUCAGAGCAUUUCCUCCUGGCAUCCCUUCCUCGUUUGGUGUCUGAAACCCAGAGGGAAUUUCUCUGACCAGAUGGCAACUUUGUGGAAAAGACUCCGUGUCCCAAAGACCCUUUCUCUGGUUCAACAGUGGCUGGGGUCUGUCUCCCCUUUGAGACACUACAACUCCCACACAGACUCAGACACCAACUCAAAGUGCCUUAGCCCAGGGUCCCAGGCUCAAGGCCACUCAGGACCCAGGUCAACCUCAAACCACCUAACUCAUGUGGACUCAGAAGGACGGGCAGCAAUGGUGGAUGUGGGUGGGAAGCCAGACACAGAGCGGGUGGCUGUGGCCUCUGCUGUGGUUCUCCUGGGACCCGUGGCCUUCAAACUUGUCCAGCAGAACCAGCUGAAGAAAGGAGAUGCUCUGAUGGUAGCCCAGCUGGCCGGAGUCCAGGCAGCCAAGCAAACUAGCCAGCUCAUUCCUCUGUGCCACCAUGUGGCCCUGAACCACAUUCAGGUACAACUGGAGCUGGACAGCACACGCCAUGCCGUGGUGAUCCAGGCAUCCUGCCGGGCCCGGGGUCCAACCGGAGUGGAGAUGGAGGCACUGACCUCAGCUGCCCUGGCUGCCCUCACCUUGUAUGAUAUGUGCAAGGCAGUCAGCAGGGACAUUGUGGUGGAGGAGAUCAAGCUCAUCAGCAAGACUGGAGGCCAGCGGGGGGAUUUCCAUCGGGCUUAGAGCUUCUGUCCCUCGCCUACUCUUGGGCCAGAUCUCCCAAGGGGCCCAAAGAAAAGAUACAUUCUUAAUUUUGCCACCAAAUAUCUUCACCAGUAGGAAUCCAGGAUCACCCUGCCCCUUUCAUAAUAAUAUUUAUAAUAACGUGUGAAGCUUCCUAUGUAGAAGACCUUGCCUUAGGUCUUGAUGCCUCUUGGGACUCUCAGGCAAUGGAGCUUGAAAAAGACACUAGAUGCCCUUCAAAAUCUUGCCCUAUUACAGAGGCUGUUUCACACAACCAGUUUUAGGCAGUCCCUCGCAUUUGGGGUUCUCUCUUCUUCCCUAGGGAGAGAAUAAGGGCUCAUUAAACAGAGGACCCCACUUAAGGAGGAAAAGCACAGGCUUGCAUAAAGAAUGAGUCACAGUAUGGCCAAUAUAGCUCAGCUGGGGAGUUAGAAGACUGUCCCAGCUUCUCUCCAGCACAGACCAGCCUCCCCUGGGUUGUGAAGCUGCAGCCCUGCCCUGUCCCCACAUCUCUACCCUCCCUCCAAGAGAGCCACUUGUGGCCUUUUGCUGGGUCUGUGCCUCUCAAAGUUAUAGGCGUUCAGCUUAACAGUAGCACUGACUUGCCAGCUUCCUGGCCUCCUCCAGCCCACUCUUCAAAUAGGAUGCACAUGUAUGGGCCACAGACCUAAGUACGCAUGCCGGCCUUCAACCCCACCUGGUUCUGCUCACUGCCGCUCUGCCCACCUCUACUCUGGUGCAUAUCAGGGAAGAACAUGGAAGACUACCUACACCCUCACAGCGUGCAAAGAAAGCUAAUUUUGGAGAUGUAAAAAUGAGGACUGUCUGUGGGGAGGGCACCAAGGUAUUCUCGUUUGACUCACAACUCAGCCUCAUCCCAAGACCCA